AAACUUGCCAAACACCGCGUAUUUCCAACAGGUUAUGAGCCCCGGCGCUCUCUGAGUGUCCGUGUAGGUGUUCUAGGCAUUAUCGCGGUUACUGAUAGCGUUUAGGCUUGGCGCGAUUUUGGUCGCUCUGGUCGCUGAGCACCAUGGGCCUUCCUAAGCUCGACAAGCUGAAGGACGCGAAAGGCUGGCGCGCAUUCCGCGUGGACUUCUGGGCGAUGUGCGUCGUGGAGGAGUGCGUCGACGCCAUCGAUGCUCCCAUGCGCGUUACUCGCGAGCAGCAGCGGCGUGCGCACAAGAAGACGUACUACCACCCGUCGCGCAUCAGCCCGCAGCACGUUGCGCUGUGAACGGCUGAAGCGGAAAGCGCGGCCGUGGGAGCUGCGUGUACUGUGCUAGUGACGGCGUGCUUUGCCGUGGCGCUGGCUGUAUGCUGAGUAUGUUGGUGAAGCAAUCACUGCAUGGAGCUAGCUGGAGCUGGAGCUAAGGAGCUAGUGUGCGACGCGCGAAGUUUAGAAGCAUGGUUACGGGACCGGAUAUGGGUUUCCGUGGGAGCCAUCGUGCAGUAGUUGGUAACGCCGGAUUGUGCGUGCCUGAGCCAUGUGCAGGACCAUAUGCGUGGCAGACACUGCAGACUUGCGGCGUGCAAGUACUGUGACGUAAUGACUGCGGUGAUAGCAGCAUGCGUGAUUAGCUGCAGGUUAUAUGCAGCGGUUGGUACUGCGGUUAAGCAGUGCUGUUGUCUACCAAGGGCGCGAGCGGCCUAGCUUGCCAAGGGUGUAGACGUGUGUGCGAAGUGUGUGACUUGCGGAUUGAGCAAGCACGACGGUUAGGUCUUGUCCGACUAAACAAGCCUGGUAGCAUGUUUGCCGGUGUGCGCAACAUGAGAUUGAUUGAUUGAUGCGAUGCGGUAUAAGCAUGUGGGUAGGAUGAUGCAAUGGACAUGCGAGAUGCAGCGGAAAGCGUACGGUGAUUAAGACAUGCGAUUUAUUGACUGACCCAUCUAGCGUGAGACGGCUAGAGUCGCGUGGGAGCUACGUUAGCUGUGGAGGCAUGAGUAGUGCAGGAUGUGCGAAAUGAUUGACGUGUGUUCGUGCCGUCGACCACGUGGGAGUGUUGGAAAGUCGCCGGUAUGGUCGACUGUCACUCACACUAGUUACACGGGUUACACCGAACGUUAGGCAAUGCAGGAAGUAGCGUGCCUAGGAAAGUGAGGAUGAACGGGCAAUGCAACAGGUGCUGCGGGCGCAAGUAGCCGGGGAAGUUGCAUGCGGACGUUGCGCGAUCUAGGCGGGAUAUAAGCCGGCGUUGGCACGCCGGACUUACACCAGUCUUAUUCUACCUUACUGGGUCAAUGUAACAGUAUAAGGAAAGCUAGUCUACGCGAGCCUGCUACUCAGUAUACCGGAUGCGAUAGGAAACUUGCCAAACACCGCGUAUUUCCAACAGCAGUGGAUGUCUCUGGUCGGCCGGACACCGCUGGCUGACUGCUGUAAACCUUGCGCACG
Chlamydomonas reinhardtii is the source of this 1505-nucleotide messenger RNA. RefSeq lists its product as uncharacterized. NCBI's taxonomy places the organism in Eukaryota, Viridiplantae, Chlorophyta, Chlorophyceae, Chlamydomonadales, Chlamydomonadaceae. The transcript has a single exon. The record is from RefSeq and is a predicted model, not a curated record. The coding region runs from base 144 to 347 and encodes 67 amino acids.